AUGGCGAACUCCAAAGCCCACGACUUCAAUUGUCUGACCAUCAGUGAGCUGGAGGCGCUCGCAGCAGAGCGCAUGGACAAGCAAACGCGUGACUAUUAUAAUGAAGGCGCAGAUUCUGGUUCCACACUACGGGAAAACAUUACAGCAUACCAAAAGUAUCGCAUCCGGCCACGAGUUCUCCGCGACAUUUCUUCCAUUGACACGAGCAUAUCCAUUUUCGACUUUAGAAACAACAUUCCACUGGGUGUUGCACCAACCGCUAUGCAAUGCCUCGCGCACGAUGACGGUGAGCUAGCAACAGCACGAGCUUGUAAAGAGAUGGGUGUUGUAAUGGGUCUGAGUAGCUUUAGCACCACGAGUUUGGAAGAUGUUCGUGGUGCACUUGGUCCAGACCACCCAGGAGCACUACAACUCUACCUCUUUGAAGAGCGAGCAAAAUCUCGGGCUCUAAUUCGCCGUGCAAAAAAGGCUGGCUAUAAAGCUGUGAUGCUGACUGUCGACACGCCGCUCCUUGGCCGACGCAAUCUGGAGAUUCGGAACCAAUUCAAACUACCAAAGCAUCUCAGUGCUGCAAACUUCAACUGCACCGAGGAUAUCAAUGAUGACGAGAAGGCGGAAGAGGAAGAUGCGAGUCAAGUCAGCGGGGGUAGUGACCGAACUCCGCCCAAGGGACCUAUCACUUUCCACUCUCAUGCGCCAAAUCCAACGUUGAAUUGGGAUCGUGACAUUGCCUGGCUCAAGAUAAUAUGUCAGCCUGAAAUGCAAGUUUGGGUUAAAGGCAUCGCGACAGCUGAAGAUGCACUCCUUGCCUGCCACCAUGGUGUUGACGGUAUCAUUGUUUCUAAUCAUGGUGGUCGCCAACUCAACGGUGCGCUGGCCACCAUCGAUGCGCUGCCUGAAGUUGUGGAGGCUGUGCACUCAGCGCAAGGCGACCGGAAGAUUCCUGUACAUGUAGAUGGGGGUAUUAGGCAUGGAACAGAUGUGUUCAAGGCAAUUGCGUUGGGCGCUGAUUUUGUCUGGAUCGGACGGCCUGUAUUGUGGGGUUUGGCGUAUAAGGGUCAGGAAGGGGUCGAGUUGGCACUUAGACUACUCGGGGAUGAGAUCAGAUUGUGUAUGGGGCUUGCAGGUGUGACAAAAGUGGAGGAUAUCAGGAAGGAGUAUUUGGUCAAGGUUGACAGGAGUGGAUUUGUCAGUCGUUUGUGA
Plenodomus lingam JN3 is the source of this 1203-nucleotide messenger RNA. RefSeq lists its product as uncharacterized. NCBI's taxonomy places the organism in Eukaryota, Fungi, Ascomycota, Dothideomycetes, Pleosporales, Leptosphaeriaceae. Gene Ontology annotation, molecular function: oxidoreductase activity; FMN binding. The record is from RefSeq and is a predicted model, not a curated record.